AUGGCCGACGGCGUCUCGUCUGAUUGCCAAAUCGUCCCUACAGGAGACGGUCGCACCUUCCAUUUCCGGGUGAGACUCUUGUCGCCCCACCCUCCUGCCAAGGUUCUGCGCAAGAGGAUCGUCCUUGCUGAAUGCAGUUGCGAUGCACUGGUCGUGCAAUCUAGUUCGCCCCCCAUCAUCGCGUUCACUCUCAGGUUGCAUCGUAAUCCCGCCCUGGAAGCCGCUACCAAGGUUUCUACUCACAUUGUUUUGCUCGACAAGACCGGCUCGCCGGCUCCUUCAAUGGGAACUGGACAAACCAUAAACUGGAGUUGCCCUCAGUAUAUGGAUGGCUCUUACAUGCUGAAAUUAGAGAGGGACCAUGUCAAAGCUAACUGUGUGGUGAACAACUACGUCGUUGCGCUGUGCUCUGUGGACAUCGACUGGACACCUCCAGCUUCAUCAAUCAUGCCGGGUGUAGGUCAUGAUCUGGCCAUGAUGUUGGGUAAACAAGAUCUUACAGAUGUUACCAUAGAUGUUGGUGGGGAAAGCAUCAGUGCACACCGCCUGGUGCUCGCGGCCCAAUCGCCCGUCUUUAAAGCACAGCUCUAUGGCCCGAUGGCUGAAAGCAAGAUGACAUCUAUCGCCAUCCAAGACAUGGAGGCAUCUACCUUCAAAUCUAUGCUCCAUUACAUGUAUCAUGGUUCAUUGCCCGAUGCUGGCAAUGCACAUGUUUCCUCCACUCUAGCAGAAUACCAGCAUCUUCUUGUAGCCGCUGAUAGGUAUGGGUUAGAGAGGCUAAAGAAGAAUUGUGAGGACAAGCUAUGUGCCAACUGUAUCACAAUAGACUCUGUGGUCUCAUUGCUGGAGCUGGCAGAGUACCAUGUCUGCUCCAAACUCAAGGCUAGGUGCUUUGAUUUCCUUGCUGAUGGUGACAAUUUCAAGAUUGUUGGGACAUCUGCUGAGUACCUACAAGUGAUGCAGACAUUUCCGACUCUUUUGGUUGAAGCGCGGAACAGGCUCAAGAUACCACACAAUGAACUGACCAGCAUGGAACCUCCAACUUCAUCUGUAGAGGAGCAGCUCCUGGAUUUAGGUCAUGAGCUGGCCAUGAUGUUUGAUAAUCAAGAUCUUACAGAUGUUUCCUUCGAUGUUGGCGGGGAGAUCUUCAGUGCACAUCGCCUGGUGCUUGCGGCCCGAUCGCCCGUCUUUAAAGCGGAGCUCUAUGGCCUGAUGGUAGUGACUUCUAUGACCAUCCAAGACAUGGAGGCUUCUACCUUCAGAUCUAUGCUCCAUUACAUUUAUCAGGGUUCACUGCCCAAUGCUGACAGAAAUGAUGUUUCUUCCACCAUGGCUCAAUACCAGCAUCUUCUUGUAGCUGCUGAUAGGUAUGGGUUACACAGGCUAAAGAAGAAUUGUGAGGACAGCCUAUGUGCCAGCGGCAUCGUGAUAGACAGUGUGGUCUCAUUGUUGGAGCUUGCGGAGGACCAUGCCUGCCUCAAACUCAAAACUGGGUGCCUUGAUUUCCUCGCUGAUGUUGAAAAUUUUAAGAUGGUUGCCACAUCGGCUGAGUACCUCCGUUUGAUGCAGAGCUUUCCGCCUCUCUUGGUUGAAAUGCGGAAUAGGUUCAAGAUGGUACAUAAAGAACCAACUACCAUGAAUCCUCAUGCUCAAAAGAAAAGCCGAGGUCGUUAG
Lolium rigidum is the source of this 1674-nucleotide messenger RNA. RefSeq names its product TD and POZ domain-containing protein 1-like. Gene Ontology annotation, molecular function: protein binding. The record is from RefSeq and is a predicted model, not a curated record. The transcript has a single exon. Gene Ontology annotation, biological process: protein ubiquitination. NCBI's taxonomy places the organism in Eukaryota, Viridiplantae, Streptophyta, Magnoliopsida, Poales, Poaceae. The coding region runs from base 1 to 1674 and encodes 557 amino acids.